Molecule: messenger RNA, 717 nt
Organism: Leguminivora glycinivorella
Lineage: Eukaryota; Metazoa; Arthropoda; Insecta; Lepidoptera; Tortricidae
Exons: 2
Coding region: 5-466 (153 amino acids)
Source: RefSeq, a predicted model, not a curated record
UAAAAUGGUUUGGGCAUAUUUUGCUGUUCUAGCCAUAUUUUUUAAUGUGGCUUUAAGCCAAAGCAUCAGAUGUCCUCCUUGCCCCAACAACUGCGGCCCAAAAUUGGCUACCACCAUUGCCGCACCUACCAUCGUCUCUACCACCGCCCCUACCAUCGUUGACGGCAACGUCGUCCAAUCUCUCAUUGACACGCUCCAACUUUUCAUCGUCAGUGAUCUCUUAGCUGACACUUUGCCAGAGAAAAACUGCUACGUCCAAAACAUUCCACCCACCCCCUUAGUUCUUGAGUAUGAUGAUUGUGGUAUAGAAUAUGAGCUGGUUUUCGAUAACUGCACUGAUAUAAUAACAGAUUGUAUUUGCAACCCUGGCUGCGGAUGUGAGUAUGUGACAGCUUUAGUGCCGAGGAAGUGCUGCAGUGACCAGUUGAUCCUACCCCAAGGUCUUGCGAGCUGCCUUGCGGUUUAGGGUAUUUGCCUGGUGGUUUACCAGUGGUGGCGAAAGCGUUUGGUCCGUGCGGAUGCGGACGUGGAUGCGGUUGCGGUUGCGGAUGCGGAUGCGGACGCGGAUGUUCUACAGGAGCAUUCCCUAUCUGUUCUCCGUGCAGUUGCGCGGCGCUAGCGGUGCCGCUGUGUCCAAAUUUGUCGCCGUUUUGUAAGCCUAUUAUUUUGUAAGGUAGUUUAAGUAUGUGUUAAAAUAAACUUUUUUAAUAAAAUUUA